AGAUACAUACAUACAUAUGUAAAUAAAAAUAAGAAAAAUGCCCGUGAAAUUUGAGGAUAUACGGUUAAAAAUCGAAAACGGCGAUUACACACUAGCCGCGAAUGGCAAAAGUACACGAAGCACCGUUUGGCAUGUGUAUAGGAAAAUUGAGAAGGAGGAUGGCACAAUAUUGGAUGAUGUCUUAUACUGUAUAGGAUGCAAGGGGCUGAAGUCCUUCACACACAAGUCGACAACAAAUCUCCGUCGCCAUAGAUGUCAUAUGCAAUAUCUCAAAGACCAGAGGCAUUGUGGGCUUGGUGUUUUGAGUUCCGGAGCCAAAGACUGGUACAAAACAGUUGACGAUGCGGAAAUCUCAGUGGAGAACAGUUUAGUGGAGGCUGAACUCAAGACGGAUGAGGAUGCCGAUGACGGUGUUGAUGACGAAAUACUUGGCGAUGAUAUUGAUGAUAUCGAUCAAUCAUUGAUGGAGGAUCUAAUGGAAAAGAAACAUAACUCCACUGAUGGGGGCGUCUAUUCAAUGGACACUGCAGCUUCGGUUUCCACCAUUAUGCGUUCCCAACCACCAUCCAGCCAUAAUGCUGAUCCCUUGAAUGUGAGUUCUGUGUCAUCUGUUCCCACGCCUGUUGUUACUACCCCUGCCACAUCUACUAAUUCACAUCUAUGGGAUAUAAAUGGAGUAGAUGAAUCCUCCAUAUAUGCUCAGACUUGGUCCUUGGAAUACCGCAAACUGAGCGAAGACCAAAAAUUUUUUGCCAAGCGCGCCAUCGAUGAAAUCUUUGUCCUAGGUCGUUUAAGGCGUCUUACACUGAAUACAGUACCGCCAGCCGAAUAGUUGGGGGUUUUUAGCCAUAAGUCUAGAAUUAAACAAAUAAUAUUAAACUAUACACUAAUGUAAAUACAUAUAUAUAUAUAUAUAUAUAUUAUUAAUUAAAAUAACUUUCCGGUCGUGGUGUAGUUAUUUAUAAUCCAUACACAAAUGUUUCUUUUAUAUAAAAGACAAACACAUUUAAAAUUUAUGAAUAGUUUCCUUUAUUUUAAGGAAUUUUUUGUUAAUCGUGACAAUUUGCAUAUGUAGCUACAGAUGUAUACCAAAUGCAUUGAACGCCUUCAUAUUUUGUUUAUAAUACAUUUAUACUAAGAGAUAUAUCUUACAAACAAUAUAUGAAUUUUGCAAUUUUUUCCAUA
Drosophila willistoni is the source of this 1185-nucleotide messenger RNA. RefSeq lists its product as uncharacterized. Lineage: Eukaryota; Metazoa; Arthropoda; Insecta; Diptera; Drosophilidae. Bases 38 to 832 code for a protein of 264 amino acids. The transcript has a single exon. The record is from RefSeq and is a predicted model, not a curated record.